GGGGGCCGGCGACCCACUGUGCAGGCACUGUGGGAGCUGGAAACCUUGGACCGCUUCCCAGCGAAGUGCUGCAGAGGAGUGGCCCAGCGUGAGGGGCCGGGGCACUGGCCAACCCCUGGGACCUUCCCUCUCGGCGCCGACCGCGCAGGGCUGGAGCAUCCGCGGAGACCCGGGCACUGCUGACUGCGGGCCGGCUUACCGGUUCUCCGAAGCUCCCACUGCCCGGCGCUCGCCGCAGACACCGCGGCGAGAUGGCCGCGCGUGUCGGCCUCCUGCUGCGCGCCCUGCAGCUGCUGCUGUGGGGCGGCCUAGACGCCCAGCUCGCGGAGCGCGUAGGCCAGGAGCUGCGCAGGGAGGCAGAGGCAUUUCUGGAGAAGUAUGGAUAUCUCAGUGAGCAGGUCCCCAAAGCUCCCACGUCCACACAAUUCAGCAAUGCCAUCAGGGAGUUCCAGUGGGUGUCCCAUCUGCCCAUCAGUGGCAUGCUGGACCCCGCCACCCUUCGUCAGAUGACCCGGCCCCGCUGCGGGGUGGCAGACACUGAUAGCCAGGCAGUCUGGACGGAGAGGGUCAGUGCCCUGUUUGCUGGACAGCAGGCCAAAAUGAGGCGCAAGAAACGCUUUACAAAGCAAGGCAACAAGUGGUACAAGCAGCACCUCUCCUACCGCCUGGUGAAUUGGCCCCAGCACCUGCCUGAGCCGGCAGUUCGGGGAGCUGUGCAUGCCGCCUUCCAGCUGUGGAGCAACGUCUCGGCGCUGGAGUUCUGGGAGGCCCCAGCCACAGGCCCUGCUGACAUCCGCCUCACCUUCUUCCAAGGGGACCACAAUGAUGGGCUGAGCAACGCCUUUGACGGCCCAGGGGGCGCCCUGGCGCACGCCUUCCUUCCCCGCCGAGGCGAAGCGCACUUCGACCGAGAGGAGCACUGGUCCCUGAGCCGCCGCCGCGGGCGCAACCUGUUCGUGGUGCUGGCGCACGAGAUCGGCCACACGCUCGGCCUUACCCACUCGCCCGCGCCGCGCGCGCUCAUGGCGCCCUACUACAAGAGGCUGGGCCGCGACGCGCUUCUUAGCUGGGACGACGUGCUGGCCGUGCAGAGCCUGUAUGACGGGCAACAGCGACUGUACAUUUUCCAAGGGAGCCAUUUCUGGGAGGUGGCAGCUGAUGGCAAUGUCUCAGAUCCCCGUCCACUGCAGGAAAGGUGGGCAGGGCUGCCCCCCCACAUUGAGGCUGCCGCAGUGUCAUUGGAGGAUGGAGACUUCUAUUUCUUCAAAGGGAGUCGAUGCUGGAGGUUUCGGGGCCCCAAGCCAGUGUGGGGCUCGCCACAGCUGUGCCGGGCAGGGGGGCUGCCCCGCCACCCUGAUGCGGCCCUCUUCUUCCCUCCUCUGAGCCGCCUUGCCCUCUUCAAGGGUGCCCGCUACUACGUGCUGGCCCGAGAGGGACUGCAGGUGGAGCCCUACUACCCCCGGGGCCUACAGGACUGGGGGGGUAUCCCUGAAGAGGUCAGCGGCGCCCUGCCCCGACCAGACGGCUCCAUCAUCUUCUUCAGAGAUGACCGCUACUGGCGCCUUGACCAGGCCAAACUGCGGGUGACUGCCUCCGGCCGCUGGGCCGCAGAGCUGCCCUGGAUGGGCUGCUGGCACGCCAACUCAGGGGGCGCCCUGUUCUGAAGGCACCACCACCUCUUAGUGAACUGUUGGUGCCCUCAAGGUCAACAUGUAUCGCCUGCCCCAGGGGCAGAAACUGUCUUGGAAGCCUCUCUGCCUCUCUGCUGAAGACCCAGCACAGAAGUUUGUGUUUGUUCCCUGGAGAACAUGGCAUUGUCUCUGCUGUCCCCCCACGACAUGGAGGUGGGGCUGGGAUCAAUCCAAGGAGAAGCCAGAAAGGGUCCCAGACCUUUUCCUCAAGGACUCGUUCCUCCCCAAGCCUUGGGGAUUUUUUUCUUCCACUAAAGGUGCAUUUCUUGUCUGUAAGGCUGAAGCACUGGGCAACCAGGGGCUGUGCAAAUCUCAAGGGAGAGGUUGGGACCACUUUGCAAGACUGUUGCCUUACCCUCAGGAGCUCCUGGCUCAGGCUUUGGAGGAGAAUUGUGUCAUAUUUAAUCAGAGGCUCCACUCAGGAAGCCUGGAUAGGCUGGUACGAGGGUCUCCAACCUCAGAGGCCCUGAGGGGGAUUGAGACCCAGAGCAAGAGGGAAACCGAUGCAGGCCUGCUGGGCCCUGGCUUUUUGUGGGAGGCUGGAAUAAAGAGGUGUCCCCAGUGGUGAGCCGGGGGCACACAUCAGCCUUCCUUGGAAUGGUUUCCAGUGAGAAU
Molecule: messenger RNA, 2306 nt
Organism: Rhinolophus ferrumequinum (greater horseshoe bat)
Lineage: Eukaryota; Metazoa; Chordata; Mammalia; Chiroptera; Rhinolophidae
Gene: MMP28
Product: matrix metallopeptidase 28
Exons: 7
Coding region: 252-1664 (470 amino acids)
Biological process (GO): collagen catabolic process; extracellular matrix organization; proteolysis
Cellular component (GO): extracellular matrix
Molecular function (GO): zinc ion binding; metalloendopeptidase activity
Source: RefSeq, a predicted model, not a curated record